Dendroctonus ponderosae (mountain pine beetle) is the source of this 1341-nucleotide messenger RNA. Its product is annotated as acidic mammalian chitinase. The record is from RefSeq and is a predicted model, not a curated record. NCBI's taxonomy places the organism in Eukaryota, Metazoa, Arthropoda, Insecta, Coleoptera, Curculionidae. Gene Ontology annotation, biological process: carbohydrate metabolic process; chitin catabolic process. The transcript is spliced from 7 exons. Gene Ontology annotation, cellular component: extracellular region. Gene Ontology annotation, molecular function: chitinase activity; chitin binding. Bases 57 to 1268 code for a protein of 403 amino acids.
CACGUAGCUUCGAAUUGAACAGUUUUAAGCAGUGAAUCAAAUCGGUUGUGCCAAAAAUGAAGCUGACUGUCGCUAUUUCCGUGCUUUGUGUUGCUUCCUUAGCUGUGGAAGCUGCAAGUUUACAAGCAUCGAAUGAGAAAAACAUUUAUUGCUAUUUUGAAAGUUGGACAAUAUACAGGCCGGGAAAUGGAAAAUUCGAUAUUGAAAACAUCGAUACUAGCCUUUGUACUCACAUUGCAUUUACCUUUUUGGGCGUUGAAGAGGACGGUAGCCUUAACAUUUUGGAUCCUUGGGAAUCCGACCCAGAUGGCCUUAAUGGAUUCCAACGUUUGGUAAACUUGAAAUCUCAGAAUUCGAAACUGAAAGUCUUAGCGUCUUUGGGAGGAUGGAAUGAAGGCUCUGAAAAGUAUUCUAAAGUGGUAGCAGACCCAACCAAGCGGGCUGUUCUGGUAAAUGCGGUGCUUAACUUCUUGGGCAAGUACGGCUUCGAUGGACUGGACUUUGACUGGGAAUAUCCAAGCAGAAGAGACAGUGAUGACCCAGAAGACAAACCAAAUUUCGUUUUGAUGCUUCGAGAACUUAAAACGGCCUUCAAGCCUUAUGGAUAUUUAUUGUCUGCUGCAGUCAACAGUGCCAAGAGGAACAUUGAUACUUCGUAUGAUGUCCCAGCUCUUUCAGAAAUUCUAGACUUUAUCAACGUAAUGGCCUAUGAUUUUCACGGUGCGUUUGAUGAUUAUGUUGGUCAUCACACUCUUCUGUACUCGAGUGAAAUCGAUGCUUUAUACAACAACUCAGACUGGAAUAUCGAUGACGGUGUGAAAUACUGGAUAUCAUCUGGUGCCGAUCCAGCCAAGAUGAACUUUGGAAUCGCCACAUACGCCAGAACAUUUACCUUGGCUGAUCCUUCUAACGCCUCCCUUUAUGCAAAUAUUACAGAAGGUGGUCUUGCUGGCCCUUACACGAGAAGCUUGGGAGUUUUAGGGUACAACGAGAUUUGCGAAACAUAUCCAAACGCUGAAGACAUUUGGGACGACGUGCAAAAAGUACCACAUUUAGUGAUUGGCGACCAAUGGAUCGGUUACGACAACGAAAAGUCAAUUGGUAUUAAAGUGGAUUAUGCUCUGGAGAAGAACUUAGGUGGUUUCAUGGUGUGGAGCUUUGAUACUGACGACUUCACUGGUUAUUGCGGCGAAGGGACUUACCCUCUUAUCAACAACAUUCACAGCCAUUUGAAAACUCGCGGUUACAAAAUGAAAGCUGAYAAUUAAGAGGAUUUGCUGGAAUGUUGAUGUAAUAAUUUAGGAGAAGUUGAUUACAGAACUGUCGGWUGAAUAAAGUUUA